Messenger RNA from Mucor velutinosus, 1002 nucleotides. RefSeq lists its product as uncharacterized. Gene Ontology annotation, molecular function: ubiquitin protein ligase activity. Gene Ontology annotation, cellular component: Fanconi anaemia nuclear complex; nucleus. NCBI's taxonomy places the organism in Eukaryota, Fungi, Mucoromycota, Mucoromycetes, Mucorales, Mucoraceae. The transcript is spliced from 5 exons. Bases 1 to 1002 code for a protein of 333 amino acids. Gene Ontology annotation, biological process: protein monoubiquitination; interstrand cross-link repair. The record is from RefSeq and is a predicted model, not a curated record.
AUGAACAAUGUGCCAUUUCCAUUGAUUAUACCCAUUGACGAUGAGCAUCACAUAUACAAGGGAUUUAUAGCCAUCAAAAACAUUGAAUAUCACAUACAGCUUCAAUUGGGUCCUCAGGGCUAUCUGCAUGGCCAAGAGAAUCUAUCAAGGCUGUUUCAUGAUUAUCCACAAGCCAAAGAUCUAGUUGAAACAAAGCUGCAUCAAGCAACAGAUGUCAUGGCAUUCCUAAACGAGUUUAAAGAGAUUAUUGAAACCACAGCAAUCACAGAAAACAACAAAUUCAAUUACUCACAUGAUAGAUAUUUGCUAAUUUACAAUGAGGUCAAGAAAAUUGGAUUUGAAAAUGUAGAAGAAAUAUCGGAUGACAUGCUUCGGAUCACGCUGAAAACAGUUGACGGACAAGGCAGGAAGCAUCUCGUCAAAGUCGAUCUGCCAAGCAAUUAUCCAUUCGCAUCGCUCAAGGCAGAGUGGGAUUUACCAGUCGCCAUUUCGAACCACACCACACUAGCCAGCAUUUUAGCACAGCACCGAGCGUUUGUAAUUAAAUUCCAAUUAUUCUUUAACUGCAUGGAUGAUUUGGACAAGCACAUGAGGAUAAUAGAGCCGGACAAACCUAAAAGAAGCGACACAUGGAGGAGAAUAGCACUUGGACACCAUUGCUCCCUCGAGAUUCAGAUCAAUGCCGAAUCUCCAUUAGAUAUGAAACCAAAGAUUCGGUUCUUUGGAAGCGCCAACAGAGUCAGGGACCUUCAGAGCAAGUGGAAAGAGUCAGCAUGGAACAAGGCUUUGUCUAUACAUCAAAAUUUACUAGACUCGUUUCAAUUGGUCAGUAACAGCACAGAUGCUUACGAAGAUUAUACUACAACUGGGGACAUUGAGUGCGGCAUCUGCUAUUCUUAUAAAUUGAACAACAUAGACACGCCUGACAUUAUUUGCAGUAACACGUCGUGCAGUCGAGGGUUUCAUUACCAAUGCUUAUAUGAAGUGAGUUACUCAAAAUGA